AUUGGCGGUGAAAUUGACAGCUUAUGAGAUUACAAAUCUCUGUGCUUUUUUAACACCAAAAUCAAACUCCCCGAGAGAACGACAAUGGCGGCAAUUUGGAUCGCACAGCAAUUAUAGAUCCAUGGCCAUUGGCUUGAUGAUGUUGUUAGUGCGUUGUGUAUAAUAAUAAUAUAUAGAGCUGCGUUUUUCGAGAGAGGCCGGUGAGAGAACGGCACAGCACAACGGACCCCCCUCCUCCUCCUCCUCCUUCAUGUCGGUUUCAUAAUUCACAGUUACUGUCGGGAUCCCGCAUUGCGGAUAGAGAACGAGGAGGUCAAGGAGUAACGCACCUCUUCCUCCGCCUCCUGGAGCUAGGGUUUCUGGAAUUGGGAUAGAUCUGGCAUCUUUCUUCAUUCAAAUUUCAGUUCAUUCAUCAUGGGAUCGUCGUCGUGGGAUAAAGAGGAGAGCAAGAAGGGGAGGAAUUGGGGGACGGUGAAGGUGAUGUUGGGAUUAGGGUUUUGGGUGCAAGGCCUGAGGUGCUUCCCGUGGCUGGUGGUGAACUUCUUCCUCAAGGACGGUCUCAAGGUGGAGCCUUCCACUCUGCAGUUGCUCCAGCACUCGGCCUCCCUACCCAUGGUUUCCAAGCCCAUUUAUGGCCUCCUCUCGGAUUCCUUUUAUAUAGCUGGCCAACACCGCAUCCCCUACAUCGCCCUUGGAGCUUUCUUACAAGCAGUGUCCUGGAUAGCAAUUGCAUCUGUUUCUCCAUCAACAAUGUCGUUCUUUACAAUCACUCUCUACCUCCUCCUCAGUAACCUGGGUGCUUCAGUGGCUGAGGUUGCAAAUGAUGCCAUUGUUGCAGAGGCUGGGAAACAGCUGUCUGCCUCUUCCAAGAGUUCUCCAUCAUCUUCAUCUGGUGAGCUGCAGUCCUUCGUUUGGAUUGCAUCCGCGGUUGGUGGUGUCCUGGGAAACCUCCUAGGUGGUGUUGCCAUUGGUCGAUUCUCCCCCCAAGCAAUGUUUCUUUUGUUUGGUAUUAUCCUGGCAACCCAAUUCCUCAUCACAAUUUCAAUUCAUGAAAGUUCUCUUAACCUCCCCAAGAGUCCAUCAAAUGCGAGCAUCAAAAAGCAACUUUCAGAGCUCCUACACGCUUUACAGAAACCUGAAAUAGCUCGUGCAAUAACCUGGUUUGCAGCAUCUUAUGCCGUAAUUCCCGCCUUAACAGGCACCAUGUUCUUCUACCAGACACAGGACUUGGGGAUUGGCUCCUCUGUAUUGGGGAUAUCUAAGGUGUUUGGGCAGGCAAUGAUGCUCGUAUGGGGUAUUCUGUACAACCGAAACUUGAAGUCUGUUCCACCAAAGAAACUACUCUCAGGAAUUCAGUUGCUUAUGGCUGGUUUAAUGGUUUCAGACGCGAUGUUUGUGAAUGGUAUAUAUCGGAAGAUGGGGAUGCCAGACUGGCUGUAUGUCGUGGUCUUUUCAGGCUUUCUUGAAGUCGUGUAUUUCUUUAAGAUCCUUCCGUUCAAUGUUCUAAUAGCACAGCUUUGUCCACCAGGCUGUGAGGGAUCUCUAAUGGCAUUUCUAGCAUCAGUCGUCGCUUUUUCAUUCAUCGCGAGUGGGUACUUUGGGGUAGCAGUUGCGUCAUAUGUUGGGGUGACGGGGAAUGAUUUUUCGGGCCUACCGCGUGCCCUUCUUCUACAGGCAGUAUGCACGCUCUUGCCGGUCUAUUGGUCAUCCCUUGUCCCGGAUUUGCCCGAGAAGGCUAGAAAGAAAGAGAGCUAGAAGAAGCUCCCCCAGCCCCAGGAUGAUUCGGAUGCAUGCGGGGAUAGGAUAUUACCACUUCAAUUAUACUAUCAGUACUUCAAUUUUAUCACUUCAAUUAUAUCAUCAGAAAGAAAAAGGUCUCUUUUCUUUCUGGUUCAUUUAUAUCCUCGGCACAAGGAGAGGGAGAUCUAAUUAGUUUCCAUGAUAAUUUAUUAUUAUUUAUUUAUUGUUUAUGUUGAUGGAUAGAGAAUUACUGGAUAGUUUUAAGUUGUUUCCAUUGGAUCAAUUUUUUUGGGGGGGAGUUACUUUAUGUUUCUCGUACGAAAUUUUCAGUCACGGCCUGGUUCUGCUGGUUGUCUUU
Molecule: messenger RNA, 2098 nt
Organism: Diospyros lotus (date-plum)
Lineage: Eukaryota; Viridiplantae; Streptophyta; Magnoliopsida; Ericales; Ebenaceae
Product: probable folate-biopterin transporter 7
Exons: 3
Coding region: 415-1755 (446 amino acids)
Source: RefSeq, a predicted model, not a curated record